AUGGGGCUGCGCUCGGGAGGGGCGCUGGGCAGCGCCGGCGCGGGCCGGGGGGUGCCCGAGGGGCCCCGGGCGAGCGGCGGCGUGCAGGGCGGCAGCAUCCACUCGGGCUGCAUCGCUGCGGUGCACAACGUGCCGCUGAGCGUGCUCAUCCGGCCGCUGCCGUCUGUGCUGGACCCGGCCAAGGUGCAGAGCCUCGUGGACACGAUCCGGGAGGACCCAGAAAGCGUGCCCCCCAUUGAUGUCCUCUGGAUCAAAGGGGCCCAGGGUGGUGACUACUUCUACUCUUUCGGGGGCUGCCACCGCUACGCAGCCUACCAGCAGCUGCAGCGAGAGACCAUCCCUGCCAAGCUUGUCCAGUCUACCCUUUCAGACCUAAGAGUGUACCUGGGUGCCUCCACGCCGGACUUGCAGUAGCACCUCCUUGGCACCUGCUGUCACCAUCCCCAAGAGCCCAGAAGACACACCUGGCCUCCAGUGGACUGGGUCAUGCAGAAGGUGUAGCAGGAGUGCAUCCUCUCUGCAUCUGGGGGAAGGAUCUGGCUCUAGGCACCCCUUUCGCUAGCUACAAGGCCUUGGACUCGUCCUGAACAGUGUGGGAGUCCCAGUUCCCACCUCUGCAAAAAUGCAAUCGUGACAUUACCCUUGAAGGAUUAUCAAGAGGACGAAAUAAGAACGGAAACAGGUUAGAAGAGCUACAUGCUGCUGGCUCCAAACUCUCAAGGACAAGGAUCUUUCUGCAUUUUUGUCUUUGUAUAUCCCUUAUGUAGACUAUGUUCCACUGCAAGUAAAGGAAAGUCUAGGUUAUAGCAGCUUAAACAAAGAGAGGUUUGUUUUUCCACAUAGUGUAAAUUCUAGAGACAGGUGGCUGAUGCAGUUCAUGACUCAGGGAGGGUAGGGCUCACAUCUGUGAUCCUUUUGCCUUGCUGUCCAGGCUUGUUACUUCAAAGUCAUGCUAUAUCUCCAGAAAUCAUAUCUGUGGUCAAGGAAGAAAGGAGUGGGGGAAGCAGAAGGGUCAAGCUAGCUGGGUCUGUCACCUUCUAUCACAAAUAAAACAUCUGCUAGAGGCCUGUUUCCUGCUCUCUCCCCCUGCAUGUUUCCACUUAGCUAUCCUUGGCCUGCGUCAGCUACCAUUGCUACAGAGAAGGCUAAGAUGGCAGGGAACAGGACUGUCAUGGCCGAGUAGACCAAUCAUGCUCCAUCUCCUGGGACUGGCACACUGCCUCCUGAAAUAAAAUUGGGAUCCCAUUACCAAGAGAGAGAUGAGGGAUUGUGUAUCAGUUAGCCUUUGCUGUGUAACAUACCAUCCCAAAACUUAGCAGCUAAAAAUAAGUCAUUUAUUUGCUCACAAUUCUCUGUGUUGGCAGUUCGGGCUGGGCACGUCUAGGCAGUACUGUUGGUCUCACCUGGGGUGUCUUGUGGGGCUGCAGUCAGCUGUCACCUCAGCUGGGGCUGGAUGGUUUAGGCUAGCCUUAUUCACUUGUCUGGCAAGUGACAGGCUGUUGGCUGGGGUGACUUUGGUUCUGCCCCAUGUGGUGCCUCUCUAGUAGGCUAGCUCAGGCUUGUUCAUAUGGUGGCAUCAGGAUUCCAAGAGAGCAAGAGUCAAAGCUCCAAGACUUCUUGAGUCUGGGAUUGGGACUGGGACAAUGUCACUUCUGCUAAGUUCUUUUGAUCAGAGCAAAUCACAAGGCUUUGCCCAGAUUCAAGGGAUGGGAAACAGACUACACCUCUUGAUGGGAGGAACUGCAAAGAACUUGUGGCCAUUGUUUAUCUAUCACAAAUAAUUUGGGGUAGGCAAACAGUAUUUCUCUCUCUUUCUCUCUUGCACAGGGUCUUGCUGUGCCCUGUCUGAAGUCACUGAGACAUCGGCCUGGCCCUCAGGAUCUAGGGGAAGAGUUGAUGGAGCAGGGGGUGGCUCUGCCCAAGGGGUGGGCCCACUCUAGUAGGGGCAUCUCUCAUUGUCUGCACUGGUGGGAUGGGGUGGGCCAGGUGAGAUGUUCCAGAGGGACUUCUGAAAACCAAGAGUCCUGGGGGAGGGAGAGACGUAGAGGAAGUUUACAGAGUGAGAUGGGCCUUGCUCCCUCUACCCUCUAAGGGAACUCGGUCACUUGGUAUCUUCAAGCCUCGGUGUCCCCACCUGAAUAAUGAGGACAACAGCUUUCCCACCCAUUCUGUGUCCCAGGGAAAGAUGACUGAGGUGAUGAAUAGAAUUUAAAAGGGAUAUAAUCCUGGAUGCAAUGUGCUGUCCUGGAUUUUAUCUUAGAACGAAAAAACAAAAAAAAAAGGACAUUAGUGAGAAAGCUGGAUAUGGGAUACAGCCUGUAUUUUAGUUAAUAAUAUUAUACCAAUGUCGGUCUCUUGGUUCUAACAAAUAUACCAUGGUUAUGUAAGAUGUUGAUGUUGGGGUAGGCUGGGUGAAGAGUAUACAGGAAGUCUUUGUACUAUCUUUGCAACUUCUCUGUAAAUCUAAAGUCAUUCCAAAAUAAAAGUUUGUUUAAUAAAAAA
Messenger RNA from Cynocephalus volans (Philippine flying lemur), 2502 nucleotides. It is a transcript of the gene SRXN1, whose product is annotated as sulfiredoxin 1. The record is from RefSeq and is a predicted model, not a curated record. The transcript is spliced from 2 exons. Lineage: Eukaryota; Metazoa; Chordata; Mammalia; Dermoptera; Cynocephalidae. Gene Ontology annotation, biological process: cellular response to oxidative stress. Gene Ontology annotation, cellular component: cytoplasm. Gene Ontology annotation, molecular function: sulfiredoxin activity. The coding region runs from base 1 to 414 and encodes 137 amino acids.